Molecule: messenger RNA, 3035 nt
Organism: Centropristis striata (black sea bass)
Lineage: Eukaryota; Metazoa; Chordata; Actinopteri; Perciformes; Serranidae
Gene: acsl2
Product: acyl-CoA synthetase long chain family member 2
Exons: 20
Coding region: 116-2266 (716 amino acids)
Biological process (GO): long-chain fatty acid metabolic process; long-chain fatty-acyl-CoA biosynthetic process; very long-chain fatty acid metabolic process
Cellular component (GO): endoplasmic reticulum; membrane
Molecular function (GO): arachidonate-CoA ligase activity
Source: RefSeq, a predicted model, not a curated record
CAUAUUUCCUCUCAAGCUUGACGCGUGGACAGACGUAGAUGGAUCUGCAGCUGAAUAAGUUUGGAGCACAACCAGCAGCCUAAAGAGUUGUUGGAGGCCUGCGUGUUACCGAGCUAUGCAUUUCCAGGAGUGGCUACGAUCACUACGCUCCAGCGCCGGACUCAAAGGAUCUGAAUCAGAGGACAUCUGGAGUCUUCUGCCAUCUCUUCCCCUGUCCUCCUUCUCCCUGUCCUCCCUGUCUCUGUCGCCCUCCUCUCUGCUGGGUUUAGGAGCCCUUGCCUCUCUCACCGCGUACUGGCUGGUGACCCGUCCUCGACCCAUGCGUCCUCCCUGUGACCUACAGACCCAGUCUGUGGCUGUGAACGGAGAUCCCACCUGCAGGCGAUCGGCUCUCCUUAAAGAUGACUCACUGCUGGAGUUUUACUACGAUGACACCAAGACGGCCUUCGACAUGUUCCAGAGAGGCCUGAGGAUCGCAGGAAACGGCCCGUGUCUGGGUUUCAGGAAACCGGGGCAGCCCUACCAGUGGAUCUCAUACACUGAGGUGGCAGAGCGGGCGCAGGUGCUGGGCUCUGGGCUGCUGGCCAAAGGCUGCCAGCCCAACCCGCAGCAAUUUGUUGGGAUAUUUGCACAAAACAAACCAGAGUGGAUCAUCUCAGAGCUGGCCUGCUACACAUACUCCAUGGCGGUGGUGCCUCUGUACGACACAUUGGGGCUGGAGGCCAUGGUCCACAUACUCAACCUGGCGGAGAUCUCUCUGGUGAUCUGCGACCGGGAGGAGAAGGCGGCAGCUCUGUUGGAGAACAAGGAGCAAGGCGUGACACCGAAGCUCUCCUGCCUGGUUCUCUUUAACGACUUCAGCGACGCGUUUGUGGAGAGGGCGAAGAACUGCGAGGUGGAGGUUUUGAAACUGGAACAGCUCAUGGAGCUGGGAAGGCAGAACCUUAAAGAUCCUGUGCCGCCCCAGCCUCAGGAUCUGGCCGUGGUCUGCUUCACCAGUGGAACCACAGGGAAGCCCAAGGGAGCCAUGAUCACCCACGGCAACAUCGCCUCCAACACUUCCUCUGUCAUUAAGAUCCUGGAGGGUUCGUUUGUGAUCCGACAGGAGGAUGUGUCGAUCUCUUACCUGCCACUUGCCCACAUGUUCGAGAGGAUGAUCCAGGUCUCUAUGUUCUGCCACGGGGCCAGAGUCGGCUUCUACCAAGGUGACAUUUCUCUCCUCAUGGACGACAUUAAAACUCUCAAACCGACCUUCUUUCCCGUUGUGCCACGUCUACUCAAUCGCAUCUACGACAAGAUCCUGGGCUCCGUGACCUCUCCGUUGAGACGGGCUUUGCUUCACUACGCUGUGAGGAGAAAGCAGGCGGAGCUCAGCAGCGGAGUCGUACGUAACAACAGUCUGUGGGACAAACUGGUGUUCAACAGGAUUCAGGCCAGUUUAGGAGGUAAUCUGCGAUUCGCCCUGACUGCUUCAGCACCCAUCUCGCCCACUGUGCUGUCCUUCCUCAGAGCCACUCUGGGCUGUCUCAUCUUUGAGGGCUACGGCCAGACAGAGUGCACCGCAGGCUGCACGUUCUCCAUGCCCGGAGACUGGAGCGCAGGUCAUGUGGGUGCUCCUCUGCCCUGUGCCAAGGUGAAGCUGGUAGACAUCCCUGAUAUGAAUUACUACGCCAAGAACGGAGAUGGAGAGAUCUGCAUUAGUGGCCCCAGUGUAUUCAAAGGUUACCUGAAGGACCCAGAAAGGACAGCUGAAGCCUUGGACAGCGACGGCUGGCUGCACAGUGGGGACGUGGGCCAGUGGCUUCCUAAUGGGACCCUACGCAUCAUCGACAGGAAGAAGCACAUCUUCAAGUUGUCCCAGGGAGAGUACAUCGCUCCGGAGAAGAUAGAAAAUGUCUACAUGCGCUCUUUUCCUGUGCUACAGGUGUUCGUGCACGGAGAUAGUUUACAGUCUUAUCUCAUAGGCAUAGUUGUGCCGGACCCGGAGGUGUUUGUUGACUGGGCUAAAGAUCGAGGGGUUGUGGGAUCCCAUGAAGAGCUGUGCCAGAAUCCUGAUGUGAAGGCGGCAGUAUUGGAGGACAUGAAAGCUGUGGGGAAGGAAGCAGGGUUGAAGUCCUUUGAGCAAGUGAAGGACUUGUACUUGCAUCCAGAGACGUUCAGCAUCGCCAAUGGCCUUCUCACCCCCACGCUGAAAAGUAGACGCACCGACAUCCGCAAAUUCUUUCAGGAACAAAUAUCGAGCAUGUACAGCAAGACGGCCAUUUGAAGGAUAGCAAUUCACACACAACACCUACGGGUUACUGGUGUCCAAUACGGGAGAAAAGAAUGGGACAGGGGCCUGGGAGAAGAAUUGAAAUCUUAUAUGUCCAGCAGUGCCUUAUUUUAAAAUAUUCAAUGUAUAUAUUUUGGAAUAUUGGUAUUUUGCUUUAAAGAAGUUUUCAUUCACGUCCAUCUCUGCACAUAUGUGUAAUGUAUUAACUCCAUGUGAAAAAUAACACAAUGGGACCAAACGGUUUUUUAGUCCACUUUCACUGUCGUCUUCGGCACUAAUCCAUACUUGUGAUUUAGUGAGAGAUUAUGCUAAUAAAUAAAUUAUUGUCUAGCUGUAGAAAAAGAAAAUCACAUUUUUUAGACAAUAAAUUAAUACUGCCAUGUUCUUAUCCCAUGCAAGGAUUUUGUAAAGGGACACUGUUAUGUGUACUUGGGAAGUUGUUCCUCGUAGCACUUGUAUUAACUGUAGGUCUGUACUUUGUGGUUGUUGGGCCCUUGUGUCGCCAUGACAUCAACUUUUCAUGAACUUUCUUGAUCCUAGCUCGAUGGUCUCAUACUUUUCUAAUCGGUUCUGAAUGAUUUCAUAAGCCAGUGUGAGCAAAUAAUCCUUCAGCUAAAGUUAAACCAUUAAACUAACAAGGGUUUCAACUAGUAAUUAUCUGUAAAAAAGGCUGAAUUGUAUAUACUGCUUAUAUAUGUUGACAGGACACUACUGACUAAUUCCAGUUAAGUAAAUCUGAACAGAAAUAAAGAUUAGUAGCUGA